GUCAGAGAGAGCAUAGAAGACAAGUCAGACCAACAACCUUAGGGGUGUAUUUACAGACGUUGUCUUUGGUUAGCAAACAAAUACACAAUAUGUAGUGGACCACUAUGAGAACCCGAGAAAUGUGGGUUCCUUAGACAAGAAUGCCAAGAAUGUGGGGACUGGCUUGGUGGGUGCGCCUGCAUGUGGGGACGUUAUGAAACUCCAGAUCGAAGUGGACGAAAAGGGAAAGAUAGUGGAUGCUAGAUUCAAGACCUUUGGCUGUGGCUCAGCCAUUGCUUCCAGUUCUCUAGUAACAGAGUGGGUAAAGGGCAAAUCCAUUGACGAAGCUCUGAAGAUCAAGAACACUGAUAUUACCAUAGAACUCAGCCUUCCACCAGUCAAGCUCCAUUGCUCUAUGCUUGCAGAGGAUGCUAUAAAAGGCAGCCUUGGCAGGCUACAGGGUCAAAUAGAAGGAAAACUCAGCAAUUAGUCCCUGUUCUUCCCAAUCGCCUUUCUCUGACAUCCUAACCACCUGUAUGAUGCAGGUCUGAAAGGUGAACAUGAUACAGGCCAACAAUCAUGGCCAAGUUCUCCAAUGUGUGAUUGAUGCUUUCAGUUUGAAGUAAAGCCAUAAAUCAGAACUGCUGGAGAGUGUUUGUAUCAUUUUAAGUUUUUAUGGCAGAUGUUUAAGAAUUGUUUUUGUUUGCCGUUAUGGAUGCCAAUUCUCAAAUGAUAAUCCUAAAUGUUGAGAUGGAAUAAAACAAUCCUAUUUUGUAUUUCCAACUGCCAAGAAAGGCAUUUAAACUUAAUUAAUAGAUUAGACAUGGACAUUAUCAAAAAUGUACUUUUAUUAUUAUGUACAUUUGAUUUUUGGCAAUCAAGUUUUUUGUUUAGUUAGCUCAGUGGUUAUACAUAAACAGCAUCAGGGUUCCUGUGGGAAGUUACACAUAACUAGACAAUUGAGGUACAGUUACAUUUCAGUAAUUGAACUGCUGAUAAUAUAGCGCCAUUGAACAAAUUGAAUAAAAAUAUAAAUACUGGUAUGUUAGUGUAUGUUCUUCUUUGUCACUCUGGGGGACACAUUGUCCCUACUGUUGAGAUCUCAUAAAUCACAGCAAGUGUGAUUUAUCCAUCUGUGUGUUACAGUAGCAGUUAAAAUAAUCUGAUCAUCAAAAUGUUUUUAGUACAUUUUACUCUCAUGAUUGCUGAAAUGGGGCCACCCUCUGGUUAUGCGCAAGGAUCUUUUUCAGGAUCAGCAGCACUGCUAGAAUGAGAAGACCCACCAGCACACACAACACAGCCAACAGGCCUAUGACUGCUGAGAAGCCGU
Coregonus clupeaformis (lake whitefish) is the source of this 1309-nucleotide messenger RNA. Its product is annotated as iron-sulfur cluster assembly enzyme ISCU, mitochondrial-like. The record is from RefSeq and is a predicted model, not a curated record. Gene Ontology annotation, cellular component: mitochondrial matrix; cytoplasm. Bases 194 to 469 code for a protein of 91 amino acids. Gene Ontology annotation, molecular function: ferrous iron binding; 2 iron, 2 sulfur cluster binding. Lineage: Eukaryota; Metazoa; Chordata; Actinopteri; Salmoniformes; Salmonidae. The transcript has 5 exons. Gene Ontology annotation, biological process: iron-sulfur cluster assembly; intracellular iron ion homeostasis.